Messenger RNA from Iphiclides podalirius (scarce swallowtail), 240 nucleotides. NCBI's taxonomy places the organism in Eukaryota, Metazoa, Arthropoda, Insecta, Lepidoptera, Papilionidae. The record is from the annotation of a GenBank genome assembly.
AUGAACACAACAAUCUGCCAAUUGUGCCAUCACCCUCGUGUGGCGGAGUUUUCUGAGGCCAUCGGCCGCCCCUCCCCGAUGUUUGCGCGGGAAGACUAUCGCCCGCCAUCACUGAUUGAUACGGGCCGCAACAACUCGUGUUUAUUUUCAAUUACACACGCCGCGGCCCGCUUCGGAUCCGGCACUGACAGAAGGGCGCGUAUCCGAUUGGAGGUGUCUAAAACUUGCGAAAACAAGGCC